Messenger RNA from Opisthocomus hoazin, 692 nucleotides. The record is from RefSeq and is a predicted model, not a curated record. Lineage: Eukaryota; Metazoa; Chordata; Aves; Opisthocomiformes; Opisthocomidae.
UCUCUUACCCACUUAUCCAGAGGGACCUGCGUCAGGGAGCCGGUGCCCUGGUAGAGAUCCAGGCUGAGCUGCUCCAGGCUGAGUUUCUCCUGCAAGAAGUGGCCCAGGUACCUCUGCAGCAGGUACCUGCAGGCCCUCUUCUUGAUGGACUCCGAGAAAGGCCACGGCAUGAAUGGAGACUGAUUGCAAUCCUAUGGAGUUGCCCAAUAAUACGGGGUUUGAAGAGGAUUCUGAUUAUAGAGACUUCGAAGGAACAGAUGUGAAAGAUAUGAGACUAGAAGCUGAAGCUGUUGUGAAUGAUGUUCUGUUCGCUGUCAGCAACAUGUUUGUCUCAAAAACCCUUCCCUGUGCAGAGGAUGUGGCAUAUAUCAAUGUGGAAACCAGGGAAAGGAACAGAUACUGCCUGGAGCUUACUGAAGCAGGACUCAGGGUAGUAGCUUAUGAUUUCGAUCAGACUGAUGACAGUUUGCAAACUCCAUACCAUGAAACUGUCUACUCCUUAUUGGACUCGCUCAGCCCUGCCUAUCGAGAGGUGUUUGGAAAUGCAUUACUACAAAGACUAGAAGCUUUGAAGAAAGAAAGUCAGUCAUGAUUUACCCAGAAGUGAAGAUGUUUUAAUGCGUGAAGGAAUUCUUGCUAUGAGGCACUGAGAUUGUUCUUAAAAACAUAAUCACAAACAUUUUAAGCUUCAU